Molecule: messenger RNA, 2739 nt
Organism: Cyprinus carpio (common carp)
Lineage: Eukaryota; Metazoa; Chordata; Actinopteri; Cypriniformes; Cyprinidae
Product: partitioning defective 3 homolog B-like
Exons: 18
Coding region: 1-2739 (912 amino acids)
Biological process (GO): establishment or maintenance of epithelial cell apical/basal polarity; establishment of centrosome localization; cell adhesion
Cellular component (GO): cell cortex; apical junction complex; adherens junction
Molecular function (GO): protein binding; phosphatidylinositol binding
Source: RefSeq, a predicted model, not a curated record
AUGCUGAACCAACCAGUGUCCUCUGGUGUCCACAAUCCCAGUAGCCAAGACCAGUGUAAAUGGCCUUUGAUGUCGCUGUAUCUACGAGGAAAAAGGGGUAAAAUUCAGCAGAGGGGGAGCCAUGAGUCCCGGGAUUGGAACAAGGGAGGGACAGGCAGCAGCCUAAACCGGACAGUCCAGCUCCAGAACCCUCACGACUCUGAACUCACCCAAGCUUCCAGCCAAUCAAAGGAGGGAGAGAUCGAAGUCAACUCAUCUGCCCUCAAGUCCAGUAUGUACUCCUCGCUGGUGCGGAGCAGUAGCGAUUCUGCUCUUGGACCUCCUCAGAUGGAAGAUGGGAAUGGCAGAGUACAUGAAAUUCAUCAGUUCUGGCACAUCCGCUGUAAUGGUCUUUUAAUGCUCAAAUCAGCAGCCAUUCUGUCAGAGGAAAUUCCUCCCUUGAGCCUUUGCAACUGGGGGAAAAUCCACGUACAGACUGACCAUGGACUUUACAAGCUGAGGUCACCCUGCAACAACAAAUCUGGCCCUUUCAGUGUCAACAGCAGCCUCACAAGGACGGUGGAGAUUUCAAGAGAACAAGGGCCUCUAGGAAUACACGUGGUGCCGUACUGUUCCUCUCUCAGCGGAAGGGCUCUGGGUCUGCACAUUCGAGGGGUGGAAGAGAACAGUCGCUCCAAAAGGGAAGGCAUCUUUCAGGACGAUGAGUGCAUUGUCAAAAUUAAUGAUACUGAAUUAAUGGACAAAUCCUUUUCACAAGCACAGGAAAUAUUCAGACAAGCCAUGCGUUCAUCCAUCGUUCGUUUAGAAGUUGUUCCAGUUUUUAACAAAGAACGCUUUGAGAAGACUGUGAUCGGCCACCUCUUUAACUCCGAAAACCCUGACACAUCCACACGGACCAAAGACCCUCCACCGCUGAAGGUGAAGCCCAUCGUGAAGCCUGUGGAGACCUCCUCAGGAUGGCAAGCUGAGUUUCAGGAGUCCAACAGCAGUCUAGAGGGUCGCUCUCUGAGCUCCCCAUUACCCCUCAGGCUCUCACCCACCCCCAGAAGCAAAAGUGCUGACAGCCCCCUCCUGAAAAACAGCCUGGGACCAUCACCUCUACAAAACCACAACAAGAAGGAUGGAAGGAGGCUCAGAAUCAAUCUUAAGAAAGGUCCUGAAGGUCUGGGCUUCACUGUUGUGACCAGAGAUUCUUCUGUGCAUGGGCCUGGUCCCAUCCUCGUCAAAAACAUCCUACCCAGAGGAGCUGCUGUCAAAGACGGCCGCCUGCAGUCAGGUGACAGGAUCCUAGAAGUGAACGGUGUGGACAUCACUGGCCGUUCCCAGGAGGAACUGGUGGCCAUGUUACGCAGUACUAAGCAGGGGGACAGUGUGUGUCUGGUUGUGGCCAGACAGGAAGACAUGUUCCUUCCACAUGAGCUGAAAGAGGAGCAGGCCCGCUUGCUGCUGUCUGAGGAAGGGAAGGAGCAGCUGAUGUUUGAGGUUCCUCUCAAUGAUUCGGGCUCAGCUGGGUUAGGGGUCAGCCUGAAGGGUAAUAAGUCCCGUGAGACUGGCGAGGACCUGGGUAUCUUCAUCAAGUUCAUCAUCCACGGAGGUGCAGCUUUUAAGGAUGGGCGUCUACAUGUCAAUGACCAGCUGAUUGCGGUUAAUGGUGAGAACCUUUUGGGGAAGUCCAACCAUGAGGCCAUGGAGACCCUGCGGAGAUCCAUGUCCAUGGAGGGGAACCUCAGAGGAAUGAUCCAGUUGCUUGUACUCCGUGCUCUAGCACCACCUACCCAAGAGUUCCAGGAAGCACGGCGAAUUCUCAAUCGAUCCUUUGAUAGCUGCGUGGGGCAGGCGGGGCACAGUGGCCAAUCAGAUGGCAGCACUCAGCCCCCUGUGGUGAUGAACAGCAUCUAUGAGCGAUGUGCAGUUUCAAAUGGGGGAUACGGUCACGUUGAAGAGGGGGAUGAUGAAGGCUUUGCUGCUAAUCCUCAUAGACAGGACAGCCUGGAGCUCCAGCAGAGUCUGAGUUUAGGUCUUCAUUCAGCUGACACUUCUUUGACAGACGGAGUUCAGCAGGGUCAUACCGAGCAGAAUCAUGUGAAGUCAUCUAAGAGCAUGGAUCUAGUGAGUGGUGGGGUGGAGUUGGGACCCACGCUAGGCCUGAAGAAGUCCAGUUCUCUAGAGAGUCUUCAGACUGCCAUGACAGAGGCCAAGAGAAACGAGCUGCUGCCCUUCCACAGGCCCCGGCCACACAUGGUGAGAGGGCGUGGCUGCAAUGAGAGCUUCCGGGCAGCAAUCGACAAAUCAUAUGAUGGCCCGCCAGAGGAUGAUGAUGAUGAGGGGUCGGACCAGAGUUCUGGACGAGAUACUCCGGCCAGCGGCUCCUCCAGACAAGAUGCGGGAGACAAUGAGGAGAACAAGAAGACAACAGAAGAAGAAGGCCAAAGGCAAGAAGAAAGACAAGUUGAAAAGCAAAGGGAAGAGAAAGAGAAGAAGAAAUCAGAGGAGGUUGGUGAUGAGCUGGAUAAGAAGACCAAAGAAGAAAGGAUUCGAGCAGUCAGCCUCAGCUCCAUAUGGCCGUCUCUGCAUCACAGCGCUCAAUCUCCCCUGUCUAUACACUGCGCCAGUGCCAGGCCUAAUUUGCAUCACGGUAGACACCUGUGCCAAGCCCUGCCCAUCUGUCUGUCGAUUGGCCGGCCAGCACCAGCAAGACCAGGCGGCUCCAUCACAGUGGAGGACGACCCGCAUGAGUGA